Molecule: messenger RNA, 1935 nt
Organism: Protopterus annectens (West African lungfish)
Lineage: Eukaryota; Metazoa; Chordata; Ceratodontiformes; Protopteridae
Product: vomeronasal type-2 receptor 26-like
Exons: 4
Coding region: 1-1935 (644 amino acids)
Biological process (GO): G protein-coupled receptor signaling pathway
Cellular component (GO): membrane
Molecular function (GO): G protein-coupled receptor activity
Source: RefSeq, a predicted model, not a curated record
AUGGUCAUGGACAUUACAGACAACAAAACACAUACCAACGGACUUCUAAACGGGGUAAAUGGGACUGAAUUUUGUAACGUUGUAUCCAUUGACUGUAAGUAUGUUAUAAAUUUAUCUGGGUAUGAACUAUCGGAUUGUGAUAUUGGUGUCCUUGAUAGAGGACUAAAGUUUGUUCCGACUGUUCUACCCAGAUUAUAUGAAUUAAGGAGAGAUGUUUUUUGUUUUAAUCGCAAAUUUAAUUUAUUGGAUUACUAUAGUAGGAGUGUAUCUGAAGACAUUCCGUUAGAGGAUGUGAGUGAUAAUUCCAUUAGUUCAGAUGAUAGUUUUUAUUCAUGUCAUUCUCAUGAAGGUAUAAAUGCUUACUGUAAAUUAAAUAUUGAGGCAAUUAAGGUUAAAAGUGAUUUUAUGCCUCCUCAAAGGAAUGAUAGCAUAACAAAUUUUAAUGUCUCACUCACUUAUAAUGUAGAGAAAGAAUUUUACAUUUAUUUGAAACACAAAAAUGAUGUGAGAUAUAAUAUGGAUAAAAAAGAAUGGGAAUGUUUAAAUAAAUUAAGUCGGAAGAUGGAAUUAAUAUUUAAGCUAUCAAAUAAGGGUGGUAAAUUAGUUGUAUUAAAUUAUAUGCAAUAUUUGAAAAUGUGUUACAAACAUUUAAAUGAUGAGCAAGUCUUUCACUAUGUGAGAAAUGUCAGAUUUAGAAAUAAAGCAGGAGAUUUGAUCUUUUUUGAUGAAAAUGGAGAGUCACGUGCUCGGUAUGAUAUCAUAAACUGGCAAGCAUUUCCUGAUGGGAGCCUCAGAACGCCCUUGGUUGGAGGCUAUGACUCAUGGGCUUUGGAUGGUCAUGAACUUACCAUCAACAGCAAUAUUAUAAUGUGGAAUACAGAAAAUAAGCAGGUGCCACGCUCAAUGUGUAGUGAGAGCUGCUCCCCUGGGUACAGGAAGGCCACACGUCGUGGGGAGCCCCUGUGCUGCUUUGACUGUGUUCCUUGUGCUAAAGGAGAAAUUUCUAAUCACACAGACUGUGUGGAAUGUUUCCAUUGUCCUGAAUAUUACUGGCCUAAUGACAGAAAAGAUAACUGCAUUCCAAAGCCUAUUGAAUUCCUCUCCUAUGUUGAACCCUUAGGAGUAUCCCUUUGUACCAGCACCAUUAUAACCUGUCUUCUCUGCAGCUGUAUUCUGUGUAUAUUCAUUAUGAAUCGCAACACUCCCAUUGUGAAGGCCAACAACCGAUACUUAAGUUAUGUCCUGCUUCUUGGCCUCAUGUUUUGUUGUCUCUGCUCCUUUAUAUUCAUUGGUUAUCCAAUGAAGCUGACAUGCAUGCUGAGACAGUCUGCAUUUGGCGUUAUAUUUUCCAUCAGUGUAUCUUGUAUUUUAGCAAAGACAAUUACAGUGGUCAUUGCCUUCAAUGCAACCAAUCCUGCAAGCAAACUUCGUAACUGGGUAGGGUCUGAAAUCCCUAACUCUGUUAUCUUUGUGGGGUCAUCUGUUCAGUUUCUGAUAUGCAUUACCUGGUUGAUUUCUUGCACUCCAUUUCCAAAUCUUAACAUGGAAUCCGAAGAAGGGAAGAUUAUUGUUGAAUGCAACGAGUGCUCUGUUGUUGCCUUCUGGUGCAUGCUGGGAUUCCUGGGAUUCCUGGCCACAGUUAGCUUUGCUGUAGCGUUCUUGUCAAGAAAAUUGCCAGAUAGUUUUAAUGAAGCAAAAUACAUCACAUUCACCAUGCUUAUGUUUGUCAGUGUGUGGUUGUCGUUUGUUCCUGCCUAUCUGAGCACACGAGGAAAAUACAUGGUGGCAGUAGAAGUGUUUGCUAUCAUUUCUUCUACGGCUGCAAUGUUGGGGUGUAUAUUUUUUCCAAAAUGUUACAUUAUUUUACUGAGGCCUGAAUUGAAUUCUAAAGAAUAUUUAAUAGGAAAAUCAGGUAUUAGUAGCAAAGCACUGUGA